ACAGCAGAUGGCCCGGUGCGGGGCUGCACUCCCACUGCUGCUCCUCGCAGCCGCCAGCUUGCAUGCUGGUGAGGCCUUCAGAUGCUUUACCUGUGAGCUGCCCACACCUGUUUCCUUAUGCAAGAACAUCUCUGUCUGCAAGCCAGAGGACACGGCCUGCAAGACCACGCUGCUGCAGAUUGAGUCAGAGUACCCGUUCCACCAGAGCCCCAUGGUGACCCGGUCCUGCUCCAGCUCCUGCAUAGCCACCGACCCCGACAGUAUUGGGGCCGCCCACCUCGUCUUCUGCUGCUUCCAUGACCUGUGCAAUUCAGUGCAGGCCAGCAGGCUCCUUGGUCACCUUCCCUGAAGGUCCUGGCACCAGCGGAGGUCACCUCUACCCACUUCCGUGAGCUUCCCAAGCCUCAGGUUAAUCAUGGGACCCAAGGGGUGAGAGCCUUGCAGGGGGCACUCUCUGGCUCCCACACUGGCAGAGAAUAAAGCAAGCCAAGGCACAGACGACCCCGUUCCUUCCUGGGUGCCGAGAGCCCAUGGAGCUCGGCUGCAGGAGCACUGGGCUGAGUCGGGCCACUCUGGGCACUCGGGCUGUUUGGACUCAUUUCAUGGAAGGGAGAGCGGUGGCUUCGGGGGCGAAAUGCAUCCUGGGCCGGCGUUCAUGGAAACCAGUCCCAGGGCACCUCAGAGCAGGACCAGCUCCUGAGCCCAAGGGAAAUCUGCCCCCACUCCCAACCCCCUGGUAGGAGGGAAGCAGGAGUGAAGGGUGCGCAUGUCUGCCCUGGGGCGGGGGGUGGGGGCUGGGAGCACAGCACGUGGU
Molecule: messenger RNA, 814 nt
Organism: Nyctereutes procyonoides (raccoon dog)
Lineage: Eukaryota; Metazoa; Chordata; Mammalia; Carnivora; Canidae
Gene: SLURP1
Product: secreted LY6/PLAUR domain containing 1
Exons: 3
Coding region: 8-349 (113 amino acids)
Molecular function (GO): acetylcholine receptor activator activity
Source: RefSeq, a predicted model, not a curated record